Molecule: messenger RNA, 1644 nt
Organism: Laccaria bicolor S238N-H82
Lineage: Eukaryota; Fungi; Basidiomycota; Agaricomycetes; Agaricales; Hydnangiaceae
Exons: 1
Coding region: 1-1644 (547 amino acids)
Source: RefSeq, a predicted model, not a curated record
AUGCAAAAUAGAGGAUUUCCUUCAGAAGGCCCAUCGUAUGAUGGUCUCCUGGCUCUCCAUCCUUCGCCCGAGGCCGACAACCACCAACACAUCACUGUAAACGAUACCCAGGAAGACGAUGGUGGACUUGAUGACAGUGGAUUGCCGCGAUCACAUGCCGAGCCAAAAGGAAAAGACCUGCCUGAACUCCCUCAUGACAUUCUUUCAUUGAUAUUUUGGCAUGCGUGCCAACCGGUCCUCAGUGCUCGUUCCGAGUAUGGCCCUAGAUGGGAGCGCACAUUCUAUCCACUCUGGCUCGGCAAAAUAUCCAGAUCGUGGCGCGAGACUGCCUGGGCAUCUUCGGAGUUAUGGGAAAUCAUAGUACUUCGCAUCAAUUUCAAGAAAAUUGGCAUUCAAACCGACCUCUUACGAGAGUGGUUUGGACGCGCAAAGGGACGAUUGCUUGACGUUUACAUUGAAGAACCACACCGCGCUCAUAAACUCAUCAUUCCUUUAAUCCGCGAUACUCGUUCUCGUGUUGAACUGUUGGAUCUGAUCUCCCAACACUCGGAGCAGUUUCAACGUAUCGACUUGCACCUCCCUUUUCAUCUAUACCAAUAUUUUGCUGACUCAACGUCAACACGGCCAACCAGUGAAGGCCCCGCUUAUCCUUUACUACGAUACGCCUCAUUAAAUUUUCGAGAAAAAGAAGAGGUUCCCGAAAUACCCGAACUGGGUUUUAAAGAAGCACCCUUUCUAUGCACUCUAUCCCUAUCCUCUUUCCGUAUGAGGCCGAAUGGCCUAUCUUUCUGUCCUACGAAGCAAAUCACUCGCCUCGUUUUGGAUUCAUGCAGAAACUUGAUUUUGAAGAAUCUCCUCAGUGACUUCCCUCGACUCAAUGAACUUACUUUGACGAAAUGCAAAUUUUCCCACAGCAGACCAAUCCUUGGAGGGAUCGUACACAAUCACUUGCGAAUCCUCAAUGUUGAGUUCACAAUGCAAGUCUUCGCAGUGCCCAGGUCCCACGUCAUGUCGAAUUCUUUACCUGGUUUGGAGAGCAUAUCAAUCUGUGUUGCCGAACCGUUGCGAUCCGUUGACACUCAACACAUUCCUCCGUUCUUGGAGCACUCCCGCAGCAUCUUGACUUGCCUUACUCUCGAAUUCCUAAUCACCGCAGAGUUGGAAUAUCAACUUAUUGAAUUCCUUUCUCUUCCUGCCAUCUCCUCCCUUCGAGAAUUGCACAUUCGGGAGUAUUCCAUUCACGGCAACCUAUUGAGACACUUAUUGGGUGCGGGGCUGGGUCGAACCUUCUUCGACGUUCUUCACCCGGACGAAGACCCAAAUUACCUCCCACAUCUAGAGAUUAUUGAAUACGAGGGCCUAUUGGCAGUGCAUGCUAUUGAUUUCAUUGAACCGUUGAUUGUUCGAUCACGUAUACGCACAAGGUCAGAUGAUCCUCCCAGCUAUGAGGACAGCAAGAAUUUGGGUAUAUCAGAGGGAGUGGCGACGUUGAGAAAAGCGACGAUUAAAGCCGACCAAUAUUCUGAGGUCGCAUCUUUUUCGAUUGCUGAGUACACAGAUCCGCAUUACGUUUGGGAAAUAAUUCAACUGAUGGAGGAGGGGGCGUUGAGGCUACUGAAUAUGGAUGGAUCUUUGUGGGAAUAG